CAGAGUAACCUACAUGUUCUAUAUGAAUUAAAUAUAGCUCAAAGAUGAUUACUAAAAUGAUACUCAGAAUCACAUUUUUACUCCAACAGGUCUCACAUGACAUUCAUCAGGGACUGUUUAGAUGCCUUUCUCCUCACAGCCUGUAUGGAGGUGUUGGACAUCAAGAGCCUUGAUGAAAAACCUAAAAGGACCAUUCUUCCAGAAUUAUUACAUCUUCAAAGUAAAGAAGACCAGUAUGAUUGGAUAAAAGAGCUUUGUUUCCAGAUCUUGGACACUUUUGUCUACAUUGAAGAAGAUAGUUUGCCAACUGUCACAGCACAAGCUGCAGAAAUGGACAACAAGGAGCUUUUGAUGAGUGAAAUGUAUCAAGAUGAAUCAAAGCAGUAUGUUUGCACCUGUAACCGAAAGUACAAGACAAAAGGUCACUUCAAGAGACAUCUGCAAAAUGAACACAACUGGGUGUUUCAUACAACAGAAGAGGAAACUCCCGAAUCAGCAACAUCAAAGCAAGACCACAUAGCUCUGUGGCGUUCAUCAUUUAUGAAACUUGCAUUAUUACUUAGGGACACAGAGGAUGCUUUCAAAUUUGGUGAUGGAACACGUAUAUUUAGAAAUGCAAAGUUUGAAAUGAUGUGUGCUGAUAUUGCUAAUCAUUCCAAAUAUAAACUGUGUCUUUGGAGACUCUUAGCCUACGAGUGUUCUCUCCUAUCACCACGUGAGGCAUUUGAGUACAAGUGGAAUUGUUCCUCAAAUAUUCAUGGAGGGACUGGGAAAAAUAUCCCUAAUGACAAUCUCGUUGAAAUAUGCGUACAUGUUAUAAAGAAGAAAACGAGACAGCAGGGUGCAAAUCUAACUUAUGAAAGUGCUAAGAAGAUUGCCUCGUGUGUGCAAAUGCAGGAAGAAAUAAAGUCCAGUGUUCAGAAACAGCUUGGCAUGAAAACCUCAGGUCAAUCCAAACCUACUGUGGAUAAGAAAAAAGAUCUUCAACUGAUCAUUAUGGAACUUAAAGCUAAUGACAUUUUCAGUUACAUUCCUGGGAGGGAAUUCAGUGCUUUUAAAAGUUUUCAGGACAUUUUUUCUCGUGUUAAUGUGGUUCAACUUCACAAAUGGAUAACAAAACAAAAAGAAAGAGCAAGUUAUGAACAGUAACAGUUUGAUGUGUUUUUGUGUGAUUUGUCAUGUUCAUGAUUAAAAUAUCAAUUAAACUUCAUUCUUUUUUUUUCAUCAAUUAACAUGAUUAAGGUGGGAAGGAAGGAGAAAAAAUAUGUUUACUGUUAAUUGGAAAGAAAACAGAGAUAGGAUUCUACGAAUUACUGUUUAAAGAAAAUUGACAAAAAUACACAUAUAAAUCAAUGGUCAAAUAUACUGAUCAUUUUUAAUUUAUAUAUACAUGUAUUUGAAAGCUAUUUCAUUGCCAUGUUUUAAUAUUUUUGCUUGCCAUAGUGGUACACAAUAUGACCAGCAGAUUUCCAAAAGUGAAAGUUGCAUUUUGGCUUUCUUCAUAUGUACCUAUUAUUAGUAUUAAAGUUUUAUUGACAUAAAAAGUAUAGAAGUAUUUUCUUUAAAAAUAAAGUUUGUUCCUAAAGUAUGGAUCAGUCAGGUAAUGCCAUUCCAAGUUAUUUCUAUGAUUAGCAUGGCCGCCUAGGUUUUUGACACCCAAUAUCAGAAAAAACAAACAAAAUCGAAAGAACCAAAAUCGAUUAUUCUGGUUGACUUCUUUGAAUUUGGCCAUUUUCUGUAAUGAUUUGUCUACAAUAUGUCAUAUUAGGUAUAUUUUAAGCAUUAAAUACCUUAAUUUUGCUAAAGUUAAGGUCUUUCUACAAGAAAAAAAAAUUUGAAAUCAAAUCCUUUGACUGACAACAUAGGAAAAACUUUGAAUGGCCUAAAAACAUAUUUUUUAUGUUAGACCUAAAGUAAACUGUAUCUAAAUCUACUUUCAACAUUUAAAUGAAAAUUUGUGAAAUUGAUCAUAUAUUAUAAUUACUACCUGUGAAUAUCGAUGAUUUUAGUUAACCUUUCGUAGCUUAACUAUUUAUUGAAAAAAAAUUUCAUUGUAUUAAAAGAGUUUUCAGAGUC
Molecule: messenger RNA, 2076 nt
Organism: Saccostrea cuccullata (small rock oyster)
Lineage: Eukaryota; Metazoa; Mollusca; Bivalvia; Ostreida; Ostreidae
Exons: 2
Coding region: 97-1149 (350 amino acids)
Source: RefSeq, a predicted model, not a curated record